UCAAAGAAGAUUUGAUGUACUAUUCUAUUUCUGCCAAAUCUGUUAAUGUAUUAUGCAUUGCUUUAUUUUAAUCUUACAGAAAAAUGAGAUAUUCUGGAAAGGGGAUUGUAACAGUCAAUGUACAUGUCAAGGAAACAAUCAUGUGAACUGUACAACUCCGACCUGUGAUCCUGAAGAAGUGUGCAAAGUACACAAUGGAAUUAAGGGCUGUUUCCCUGCCAAUCCCUCCAUCUGCCAUAUCUAUGGUGCUCCACACUACAUAACAUUUGAUGGCAAGUCAUACCAUUUCCAAGGAACCUGUAAUUAUACAGUCGUGGAGACCUAUGGAAACACAAGUGUGUAUUUCUCAAUCACUAUGAGAACUGAGAAUAAAGGAAGCUUAAACUGGACAGCUAUAAACUCAGUUGCAGUCAGCUUCAAUGAUCUUAAUAUUAUUCUGGGCAAAAACAAAGUGGUAGAGAUUAAUGGACUCAUUAUUUCACUGCCUGGGACCCCAGCACCUGGCAUCUCAAUAGACUUAAAUGGCUCAUUUUUUGUUGUGCAAACUGACUUUGGUCUUGAAGUUAAAUUUAGUGGUGACCAUGAACUCUUUGUCAGAGUAAAUACAAACUUUAAAGGAAAACUGUGUGGACUCUGUGGCACGUAUAAUGGUAACCAACAAGAUGAUUUCCUGACACCUGAUGGUGUACUUGCCCCCACAUCCAAUGACUUUGCAAACAGCUGGCGUGUUCCUGAUGACAAUUGGGUGUAAGUAUAAAUAUAAAAAUGACCUUGAUGUUCAUCCUAGAUCUAGACUAAUUUACCAAAAUGUUUAGAAUGGUGAGAAUGAGCAUAUAUAGAUAUAGACACCACAUCCCAAUUUAAAUUGAAAUAGAAGAGAGUCACAUACCUCAGGAUUUUAACAGUGUCAAAAGUGUAUGAAAUUACCAGGUACUGA
Messenger RNA from Rana temporaria (common frog), 937 nucleotides. Its product is annotated as zonadhesin-like. Gene Ontology annotation, cellular component: extracellular matrix. The transcript has 2 exons. Lineage: Eukaryota; Metazoa; Chordata; Amphibia; Anura; Ranidae. The record is from RefSeq and is a predicted model, not a curated record. The coding region runs from base 53 to 751 and encodes 232 amino acids.